AGCGCAAGGGUUGGGCAGGACCUGGUUCCGUGCAACUUUCAAGUGAGUUGCAAACUCCGCCCCGGAGGCCGGUUCCUGUGGCCUGGUGCGCUGGGACCGCAGCGACCCUCAGGAGCGAAAGCUACGACCCACUACUCCAGUCAGAGGCCACUCAACGCCCGGUUUUCUGCCUCAGGAAGUGCGGGUCGCAGCUGCAACUGCCGAGCCGAACACUCGCGGGAGCCGCUCCAGAGUCGGCUUCCUGCGGCCGGGCCGGGGCGUCCAGUUCUCCAGGACACCGCGCUGUGGGAUCGGGGUCGGCUGUCAGGAUGGUGUCCUGGAUGAUCUGUCGCCUGGUGGUGCUGGUAUUUGGCAUGCUCUAUCCAGCUUACGCUUCCUACAAGGCUGUGAAAGCCAAGAACAUUCGUGAAUAUGUGCGGUGGAUGAUGUACUGGAUCAUCUUUGCAAUCUUCAUGGCGGCAGAGACUUUCACAGAUGCCUUUAUCUCCUGGUUCCCUUUCUACUAUGAGAUCAAGAUGGCCUUUGUGCUGUGGCUGCUCUCACCGUACACCAAGGGGGCCAGCCUGCUGUACCGAAAGUUUGUCCAUCCAUCCCUGUCCCGCCACGAGAAGGAGAUUGACGCGUACAUCGUGCAGGCCAAGGAGCGCAGCUACGAGACAAUGCUCACCUUUGGGAAGCGGAGCCUCAACAUGGCUGCCACAGCAGCCGUCCAGGCUGCUGCCAAGAGUCAGGGCGCACUGGCUGGCAGGCUGCGGAGCUUCUCUAUGCAAGACCUGCGCUCCAUCCCUGAUACCUCUGCCCCCACAUACCAGGACCCUCUCUACCCAGAGGAUGACGUGCCCCGCCGGAGACCACCCAUCAGAUAUCGGUCAGGGGGCCUACAGGACAGUGACACAGAGGAUGGAUGCUGGUCAGAUACUGAGGCAGCCCCCCAGCCACCGGCCCGGCCCCGAGAAAAGCCUCUGAAUCGGAGCCAGAGCCUGCGUAUGGUCAAGAGGAAACCGCUGGUGCGGGAGGGAACCUCCCGCUCCCUGAAAAAGACGCGGAAAAAGACUGUGCCCUCUGACAUGGACAGCUAGGGCCUGCAGACUCAAGCCCAGUCUUACCUCACACCCAAGGGCCCUGGAGGCUGUCUGCAGGGACCUCAGCUGUGCACCUGGCCUGUGCACCAGCCGCCUAUUUCCUGCAGAGCUGGGAUGAACCCACAAUGUAUCAAAGCCUUUGGGCCCAAGGUCCUAUUUAUUGCCUUCCGCAACCCUCUACCUUCCUGGGUGUGGGACUAGAGCCCCCCAAACCCUUGCUGAUGAAAUUGAAAAUCCUUACAACUGUGUGCAUUCCUUCUUGUCCUUCUAAGUACUUGACAGCCUUUUCCAAGGCCUGACGUGUGUGUCCCAGUUGUGUGUUUUGUGUUGGUGAAUGAGGUCAGGCUUGUGAAUGUUUUGAUAAAUAAAUGCAUAAAGAUA
This is a messenger RNA of Octodon degus (degu), 1463 nucleotides long. It is a transcript of the gene Reep4, whose product is annotated as receptor accessory protein 4. The coding region runs from base 309 to 1079 and encodes 256 amino acids. The transcript is spliced from 9 exons. Gene Ontology annotation, cellular component: cytoplasmic microtubule; endoplasmic reticulum tubular network; endoplasmic reticulum membrane. Lineage: Eukaryota; Metazoa; Chordata; Mammalia; Rodentia; Octodontidae. The record is from RefSeq and is a predicted model, not a curated record. Gene Ontology annotation, molecular function: microtubule binding. Gene Ontology annotation, biological process: endoplasmic reticulum tubular network organization.